GUUAAAGGUUUGCUUUGGCAAGGUCAUUGGCCGUUUCAGCAGCAAAAAACCGAGAGGUCACUUACCUUCUAACAAAACAAUCCAACCCCCUGUUCCAACAAAGGCCUAAUCUGUUCAAUAACAGCACGCGAUUAGCUGCCAAGGUAUUCAGUAUUUCAGCUUCUUCGCAAGUGGCACGCUGUGACAACCACUGGGGAUUAAACAGCUUCAUGUUAGGAUACUGGACUGCCAGUUUAAUCUGACUUGGAUUUAUGAUACACCUCAAUUAAGGAUAAAUAGGAUAACAGAUUUAUGACUCAACAUGCCAACAGGAUCUGUGAAACUGCAAAGCAUAAAACAGCUAGGACAGGAAAACCACAGCUAUGAGGUUUCAGAUGAAGAACCAACUGGCUCAUAUAUAACAAUUACACAUUCCAAGAAGGGUGAAAAAGCUCAGAAAAAUGAAGAGCAACCAGCCAUUAGAGUCGGCUUCUUUGAGCUGUUCCGCUUUGCCACGUGCAAAGACAUACAGAUGAUGGUGGUGGGUUGCGUGUGCGCAUUGCUACAUGGCUCAGCCCAGCCUCUCAUGCUGCUGGUGUUCGGCCUGCUCACUGACACCUUCAUUGAGUACGACAUCGAGCUACAAGAACUCAGUGAUGACCGCAAGGAGUGCGUGAACAACACCAUCCAGUGGAAAAAGAACUACACUGCAGCGUACAACCUGUCAGCGCCCGUAAACCAGUCAGACAUCGGCCUUCUCAAUUCAACUCUUGAGAUGUUCGUACCACUGGAGAACAGAACAUGUGGGCUUCUUGACAUUGAAUAUGAAAUGAUGAUGUUUGCCUUCUAUUACGUUGGGAUUGGAGCAGCUGUGUUCUUGCUAGGAUACCUUCAGAUCUCCCUGUGGGUGACUGCUGCUGCCAAGCAGAUUCAGCUCAUCAGGAAAUUGUACUUCAGCAAAGUGAUGAGGAUGGAGAUCGGCUGGUUCGACUGCACCUCCGUCGGGGAGCUCAACACUCGCAUGUCAGAUGACAUAAACAAGAUCAAUGAUGCCAUUGCGGAUCAAGUUUCCAUAUUUGUGCAGCGUUUCACCACCUUUGUGUGUGGUUUUUGCGUUGGCUUUGUGAAAGGAUGGAAGUUAACACUUGUCAUCAUCGCAGCAAGUCCGCUGAUUGGUGUCGGAGCGGGUCUUAUGGCUCUGUUUGUGGCUAAGCUAACCGGGAUGGAGCUGCAGGCCUAUGCUAAAGCUGGGUCUGUAGCUGACGAGGUCCUGUCCUCCAUCAGAACUGUGGCUGCUUUUGGAGGAGAGAAAAAGGAAGUGCAAAGGUACGACAGGAACCUGGUCUCGGCUCAGCGCUGGGGCAUUAGAAAGGGUUUGAUUAUGGGUUUCUUCACUGGCUUUAUGUGGCUGGUUAUCUUCCUUUGUUAUGGUCUGGCCUUCUGGUAUGGCUCCUCACUGGUUGUGGACACUAAAGAAUACACACCAGGAACACUGCUGCAGGUGUUCUUUGGGGUUCUGAUAGCAGCCAUGAAUUUGGGGCAAGCCUCUCCGUGUCUGGAGGCAUUUGCGUCAGGUCGUGGAGCUGCUACUAUAAUCUUUGAGACUAUAGACAGAGAGCCAGAGAUUGACUGCUUAUCUGAAGCUGGAUAUAAGCUCGACAGGGUCAAAGGGGACAUUGAAUUUCACAAUGUCACCUUCCACUACCCAUCCAGACCUGAAGUAAAGAUCCUGGACCAGCUCAAUGUUGUAGUGAAGUCGGGGGAGACCACAGCCUUUGUGGGGCCAAGCGGAGCUGGGAAGAGCACCGCCAUUCAACUCAUCCAGCGUUUUUAUGACCCUAAAGAGGGGAUGGUGACCCUGGAUGGUCAUGACAUCAGAGGGCUGAACAUCCAGUGGCUGCGUUCUCUGAUCGGCAUAGUGGAGCAGGAGCCUGUGCUGUUUGCCACGACCAUUGCAGAAAACAUACGCUACGGUCGCCCCGGUGUCUCUGACAAGGACAUCAUCACUGCUGCAAAGGAGGCCAACGCGUACAACUUCAUCAUGGACCUGCCACAGAAAUUUGACACCUUGGUCGGGGAGGGUGGAGGCCAGAUGAGCGGCGGGCAGAAACAGAGGAUUGCUAUAGCUCGAGCGCUGGUCAGGAACCCUCGUAUCCUGCUGCUGGACAUGGCUACCUCGGCUCUUGAUAACGAGAGUGAAGCUGUAGUUCAAGAAGCUUUGGAUAAAGUACGGCUGGGCCGCACAACUAUCUCUAUUGCUCAUCGUCUCUCCACCAUAAAGAAUGCUGAUGUGAUUGUGGGCUUUGAGCACGGCCGGGCCGUAGAGAGGGGAAAACACAAUGAACUUCUGGAGAGGAAGGGUGUCUACUUCACUCUUGUCACCCUGCAGAGCCAAGGAGACAAAGCUCUGAAUGAAAAGGCUCGGCAAAUGGCCGACCAUGAAGACGAGCCCGAGAGACUAAAGCUAUCUAGAGCAGGCAGUUACCGUGACAGUUUGAGAGCCUCCAUCCGCCAGCGGUCCAGGUCCCAGUUGUCAAACCUGAUCCCAGAAGCCUCUGUUCCAACUGGAGACAUUUCUAUAUCCCAACCAGAUAACUACAAGAAUGCAUUCCUAGAAGAGGACGAUGAACUUGUGGAACCUGCUCCAGUCGCCAGGAUCCUGAAGUACAACGCACCUGAGUGGCCAUAUAUGCUUUUUGGAUCCAUUGGGGCUGCAGUAAAUGGAGGGGUCAACCCCGUCUACUCUCUGCUGUUCAGUCAAAUCCUGGCGACUUUCUCAAUACAAGAUCCUGUGGCUCAGAGGAAGGAGAUCAACAGUAUCUGCCUGUUCUUUGUUGUGGUUGGCAUUGUCUCUUUCUUCACCCAGUUGCUGCAGGGUUACGCCUUCUCUAAGUCUGGAGAACUGCUGACCCGCAGGUUACGUCGGCUUGGCUUCCAAGCCAUGCUGGGCCAAGAGGUUGGAUGGUUUGAUGACCACAGGAACAGUCCAGGAGCUCUGACCACACGUCUGGCCACUGAUGCCUCACAAGUGCAAGGAGCUACGGGCUCACAGAUCGGCAUGAUCGUCAACUCUCUGGCAAACAUUGGCGUUGCGCUUAUCAUUUCCUUCUACUUCAGCUGGAAGCUCACACUGCUGAUCCUUUGCUUCCUGCCAUUCAUUGCUCUGUCAGGUGGCUUCCAGGCUUCAAUGCUCACAGGUUUCGCCAAACAGGACAAGGAGGCCAUGGAAGCCGCUGGACAGAUUUCUGGUGAAGCUCUGAACAACAUUCGCACCAUCGCUGGCUUGGGGAAGGAGAAGACCUUUGUGGAGAUGUAUGAGGCCCAGCUGGACGCGCCGUAUCAAGCAGCCCUGAAGAAGGCGAAUAUAUAUGGAGCUUGCUAUGGUUUUUCCCAGUGCAUAAUUUUCUUGACAAAUUCAGCCUCCUACAGGUUUGGAGGUUAUUUGGUGCAAAAAGAAGGGCUCCAUUUCAGUUUGGUGUUCAGGGUAAUUUCAGCUAUUGUCACCAGUGGCACAGCCCUCGGCAGAGCCUCCUCUUACACACCUGACUAUGCCAAAGCCAAGAUCUCAGCAGCACGUUUUUUCCAGCUACUAGACCGCGUGCCUCAGAUCAGUGUCUACAAUGACAAGGGAGAAAAAUGGGAUAACUUCCAAGGGAACAUUGAGUUCAUUGAGUGCAAGUUCACCUACCCCUCCAGGCCAGACAUCCAGGUCCUGAAUGGGCUGAAUGUUUCAGUGAAACCUGGUCAGACACUGGCCUUUGUGGGCAGCAGUGGCUGUGGGAAGAGCACUAGUGUACAGCUGCUGGAGAGGUUUUAUGAUCCCGACCAUGGCAAAGUGCUGAUUGAUGGCCAUGACACCACUCGCGUCAACGUGUCUUUCCUGCGUUCCAAGAUUGGCAUCGUGUCCCAGGAGCCCAUCCUGUUUGACUGCAGCAUCGCAGAGAACAUUAAGUAUGGCGACAACUUGCGAGAAAUCAGCAUGAAUGAGGUCAUCUCGGCCGCAAAGAAGGCCCAGCUUCAUGACUUUGUUAUGGCCCUCCCUGAGAAAUACGACACCAACGUGGGCUCUCAGGGGUCUCAGUUAUCUCGUGGCCAGAAGCAGCGCAUUGCCAUUGCCAGGGCAAUCAUACGUGACCCUAAGAUCCUGCUCCUUGAUGAGGCUACCUCCGCCCUGGACACCGAGAGCGAGAAGACUGUGCAAGAAGCCCUGGACAAAGCCAGACAGGGACGGACCUGCAUCGUCAUUGCCCAUCGCCUCUCUACCAUCCAGAACUCUGACAUCAUUGCCGUCAUGUCCAGAGGCAUUGUGAUCGAGAAAGGAACACACGACCAGCUCAUGGCCCUGAAGGGAGCCUAUUACAAGCUGGUUACAACAGGAGCACCGAUCAGCUAACCGCUCAGGGAAACAUUGUUACUGCUGUAAAUUCAAGAGAAGUGAGGACUUGAUGCCAUACUUUAAAUAAUAAAGUAUGUAGAAAAGACCUAAGAAGUGGUUGGCAUAGCUGUUUACUUCUACAGUAUUUAUUUUUGUGAAAGGAGUCUUUUAAGAGGUAAAAAAAGUAUUUGCCCGGAUUUCUUAUUUGUCACAGUUUUUUUUUUUUUUUUUCAAUUUUUCAAUUUAAACAAAUUUUAUUAUUAGACAAAGGUCAGACUAGUCAGUGUAAUCAGAGUAAAUACAAAAUUCAGUUUUUAAAUGAUUUUAUUUAUUAAGAGAAAAAAAAGGCAAUGCAAACCCAACUGGGCCUAAAUGAGAUUAACCUCAUUUUUUUGUACAGCUGAGUUCAUUAUCACUAACCCCACCCAAGCCAGACGUGUUGAAACAAGAUAUUCAACAGGACUUGAAAAGAACAUGUCUGGUAAAGUCAAGUUGGCCUAAAGAUCUUAAAAAUGAACACAUCAUGCUACAAGGUUUGAAAUACUAUUAAAUACAUUCAAAUAGAUAAAUAGAAUAGACUUUAACCUUAAACAAGGCUGUUGAUGCUUGUAAAGCCUCCAAAGACACAUUGCCGGUUAUUGCAGUUCCACACAGGCACAGGUAGGAUUGGAUAACUUUUGACCCCCUAAAUUAAAUCACCAUUGAAAAACUGCAAUUUACUUGAUUUUUCUUUGUCUAAUUAUAAAAUUUCUUUAAUGAUCUGAAACAUUUAAAGGUGACAAAUAUGCAGAAAACUAAGAAAUCAGUAAGGAGGCAAAUACUGUAUGUGAUUCACACAUCUUGUAUGGUGGUAUUUUAAGCUAGCCAAUCAAUGUCUUUCUUUUAUUUAGUCUGUUUUUUAAUCUCGUUGAUACUGGCUUUGUCUCAUUGCCUACACCUCCACUCUUAGCAGGCAAAUAUUCUUUUUAUACAUCAGAAAAACUGAAAAAAGUCCACAACUGACCAUUGCAAUACAGUUUUAAUGGAAAAGCACUUGUAAGAUUGGUUUUAUAUUCAACCAGUAAUGGUGAGCAACUGAAGACAUUGAUAACAGCAUACACUUGUUUACUUCUGUGUUAUCAUUUUGAAAUUGUAUUUUUUUCUUUUACUUGUUCAAGUGUCACCAUAGUUAUUAUAUAGUUAUUGCUGACAUGUAAUUUUGCAAAUUAAAUUUCCAAAUAAAAGACAACAUCA
Oreochromis aureus is the source of this 5587-nucleotide messenger RNA. Its product is annotated as bile salt export pump-like. NCBI's taxonomy places the organism in Eukaryota, Metazoa, Chordata, Actinopteri, Cichliformes, Cichlidae. The transcript is spliced from 29 exons. The coding region runs from base 302 to 4372 and encodes 1356 amino acids. Gene Ontology annotation, biological process: transmembrane transport. The record is from RefSeq and is a predicted model, not a curated record. Gene Ontology annotation, cellular component: membrane. Gene Ontology annotation, molecular function: ATP hydrolysis activity; ABC-type transporter activity; ATP binding.